AUGCAGCUGCUGUGGAGAAAUGCAAUUUGCUACAGAGAGCAUACACUAAGAAGCUCCUCCAGUGAUGCAACACGACCUGACUACAGCAAGCAAGCUCCACCAGCUGCCUUGAUUUUCUUCUCGGCAAGCUUCGAGAAGUACUUCGCCUUGACAAUGACAGCUUCGUAUACACCUGGGCCAGCAGCAUUGAAUAUCUUAUCAACAUUGAUGGUGGGGCAAAAGCUUCGGUUUCGCAAUACGUGGAAUUGA
This is a messenger RNA of Cylindrotheca closterium, 249 nucleotides long. NCBI's taxonomy places the organism in Eukaryota, Bacillariophyta, Bacillariophyceae, Bacillariales, Bacillariaceae. The record is from the annotation of a GenBank genome assembly.